Messenger RNA from Pogoniulus pusillus (Red-fronted tinkerbird), 2598 nucleotides. RefSeq names its product phospholipase A2 activating protein (gene PLAA). The coding region runs from base 53 to 2443 and encodes 796 amino acids. Gene Ontology annotation, cellular component: cytoplasm; nucleus. The transcript is spliced from 14 exons. The record is from RefSeq and is a predicted model, not a curated record. Gene Ontology annotation, biological process: ubiquitin recycling; proteasome-mediated ubiquitin-dependent protein catabolic process. Gene Ontology annotation, molecular function: ubiquitin binding. Lineage: Eukaryota; Metazoa; Chordata; Aves; Piciformes; Lybiidae.
GCGGCGGCGGUGGGGUUGUUGCUGUGUCAGGAUUCCUCGGCGGCCUCCCGCCAUGGCGAGCGAGGGCGGCGCCUACCGGCUUCGCUGCUCCUUGGUGGGGCACGGGCAGGACGUGCGGGGCCUGACCCGCAGCCUCUUCCCAGAGGGCGGCUUCGUGUCUGUGUCCCGGGACCGAACUGCGCGGCUCUGGACUCCAGACGGUCCUAACAGGGGAUUUACUGAAAUGCACUGCAUGAAUGGCCACUCAAAUUUUGUAUCUUGUGUGUGCAUCAUUCCUCCAAGCGACCUCUAUCCUCGUGGGCUGAUUGCAACCGGUGGCAAUGAUCAUAAUAUUUGCAUUUUCACAGUUGACAGCCCAGCACCUCUUUACACCUUGAAGGGUCAUAAGAACACAGUUUGCAGCCUUUCAUCUGGGAAAUUUGGCACAUUAUUGAGUGGAUCAUGGGACACAACAGCCAAAGUUUGGUUGAAUGACAGAUGUAUGAUGACAUUGCAGGGUCACACAGCUGCGAUCUGGGCAGUGAAAAUACUUCCUGAACAAGGAUUAAUGUUGACUGGUUCAGCUGACAAAACCAUAAAACUGUGGAAGGCAGGCAGAUGUGAAAGAACAUUCACUGGACAUGAAGAUUGUGUGAGAGGUUUGGCUAUUCUCAGUGACACAGAAUUCCUUUCUUGUGCUAAUGAUGCUAGUGUCCGAAGAUGGCAGAUCUCUGGCGAGUGUCUGCAGGUGUACUAUGGACAUACAAAUUACAUAUACAGCAUCUCUGUCUUCCCUCACUGUAAAGAUUUUGUAACUACUGGAGAGGAUAGAUCUCUUAGAAUCUGGAAACAAGGGGAAUGUGCUCAAACAAUCAGACUCCCAGCUCAGUCUGUAUGGUGCUGCUGUGUUUUAGACAAUGGUGACAUCGUAGUUGGUGCAAGCGAUGGAAUUAUAAGAGUGUUUACAGAGUCUUUGGAACGUAUAGCAAGUGCUGAGGAGAUUCAGGCUUUUGAAAAUGAGCUUUCCCAAUCAACCAUUGAUCCUAAAACUGGUGAUUUAGGGGAUAUUAAUGCUGAAGACCUUCCUGGAAGAGAACAUCUUAAGGAUCCUGGAACAAGAGAUGGACAGACGCGGCUUAUUAAAGAUGAUGGCAAAGUAGAAGCCUAUCAGUGGAGUGUUAGUGAAGGAAGAUGGAUAAAGAUUGGUGAUGUUGUUGGUUCUUCUGGAGCUACACAACAAACAUCUGGAAAGGUUUUAUUUGAAGGAAAGGAGUAUGACUAUGUUUUCACUAUUGAUGUAAAUGAAAAUGGACCUUCCUACAAACUGCCCUAUAAUAUCACUGAUGAUCCUUGGCUGACUGCAUACAACUUCCUGCAAAAGAAUGAUCUCAAUCCCAUGUUUCUGGAUCAAGUGGCCAAGUUUAUUAUGGACAAUACUAAAGGGCAAACACUGCUGAGUACGAGUUCUCAGUUUUCAGACCCAUUUACAGGUGCUGGACGUUAUGUUCCAGGCUCUUCAUCUGGAUCAAGUACCAUGCCUGCAGCAGAUCCAUUUACAGGUGCUGGUCGCUAUGUUCCUGGUUCAGCAUCAAAUGCAGUGACUCCAGUGGGUGGUGUUGAUCCAUAUACAGGAAUGGGUGCCUACCAGUCAGCUGCAGCUAAAGCUGAAAAUAUUUAUUUUCCAAAGAAGGAUGCUGUGACCUUUGACCAGGCCAAUCCUAUGCAGAUACUGGGCAAGUUAAAGGAACUUAAUGGCAGUGCAACUGAAGAACACAAACUUACAGAAGAUGACUUGGUAAUCUUAGAAAAGUUACUAUCAGCAACAUGCAACACCUCUGCAGAAACGCCUACAGCACAGCAAAUUCAAACUUUGUGGAGAGCCAUUCACUGGCCAGAAGAUAUUGUCUUUCCAGCCCUAGACAUUCUUAGGUUAUCUGUCAGGCAUCCCACUGUGAAUGAGAACUUCUGCAGUGAAAAGGAUCAUGUACAAUUUAUCGUGCACCUUCUUAAAUUUCUGAACCCUAAAGGCAAGCAAGCAAACCAGCUGUUGGCACUUAGAGCUCUUUGCAAUUGUUUUGUGAGCCAGGCAGGCCAGAAGCUCAUGAUGGAACAGAGGGAUGAAAUAAUGACACAAGCAAUAGAAAUGAGAUCAAGCAGUAAUAAGAACGUCCACAUUGCACUUGCCACGCUGACGCUGAACUAUGCUGUAUGUUUACAUAAAGACAACAACAUUGAGGGCAAAGCUCAAUGUUUAUCAGUAAUCAGCACAAUUAUGGAAGUUGUUCAAGAUCUUGAGGCUGUUUUUAGACUGCUUGUGGCUCUUGGGACAUUAAUCAGUGAUGAUACAAAUGCUGUGCAAUUAGCUAAGUCUCUUGGAGUCGACUCUCAAAUAAAAAAGUAUGCCUCUGUGUCAGAACCAGCUAAAGUAAAGGAAUGCUGUAGGUUUGUUCUUAAUCUGCUAUAACUGUUUGGUUUUUUAGCACUAGCUAGACAGUGUAUUGCAGGAAUAGUAAAAAAGAUGCUUUAUUCUUAUUUUAUGACAGACUAUCAUUGAGAAAAUAUUGGGGAUGAAUUACACUUGAUUUGUUGCAAGACAUAAAUAAAACUUUUUACACUGUU